GUGGAGAACACAACACUGAAUCAAGACCACCGAGUACCCAACAACAAGAUGACUGCACUAUUGAUCUAACCAGCACCAUCCAACCAUCCGAUACUCUACUACCCCAAAUAACGACAAGCAACCAUCCUAUA
Messenger RNA from Acaulospora morrowiae, 131 nucleotides. Lineage: Eukaryota; Fungi; Glomeromycota; Glomeromycetes; Diversisporales; Acaulosporaceae. The record is from the annotation of a GenBank genome assembly.